AUGGAUGAGCCCAUUUGUUACAAAUUUAUGCAAAAACUAUUUACUGGGAGACCAGGUUAUGGUAUACCUUUGGGUGAUAGCUUUCGAAUUUAUCUUAGUCUUGAAAGCUUUAAUGCGCUUAUUGGGCGCAUGAACAUUUUCAGGUUAAAGCCGAUGAAAAUACAAGAAAAUAUCUUGACCGAUAUGAGGCUUCAAGAUCUCGUUCGUUGGUGGUUCCAUCGACGACAGUUCAGAGCACGUGAAUUGGCUAUGGAUGAGGCAGAUAGGUUGCGUGAACAGCAGGAAAUUGAGCUUGAGCAACAUCGAUUACAGACGCUUGAGGAAGAAAGAAAGCAGCGUGAAGAAGCUAUGGAAGCAGAAUUAAAUAAGAAAUUUUAACGCUUGCAACAAAUGGUGCUUCACAAAAUAAUAGCGUUAAACCAAAACUAACUCUUAAUCUUGCAUCAAACGUCGCGCGGCAUUAAUGGCCCCGGCUGAAGAUGAGGAAUUUGACGAUGAAGAAGGUAUUGAAUCAAAACGUAAACAAUAUAGUGAUAAUGAGGACGAU
This is a messenger RNA of Rhizophagus irregularis DAOM 181602=DAOM 197198, 547 nucleotides long. The record is from RefSeq and is a predicted model, not a curated record. NCBI's taxonomy places the organism in Eukaryota, Fungi, Glomeromycota, Glomeromycetes, Glomerales, Glomeraceae.